AUGUCGCACAGAGAAGCAAAUCGGAACCUCCUGAGCCUCAAGGGCAUCCUACACUCGGACGAAGGUCCCGUCGGCGACGAACCCAACUUCCGAUCUCUGCGAGACGGCCGUAGGUAUAUCACUGCGAGAGAUGCUGACGGCAUUAGAGACGUGACACUUGUUGGCUUUCCUCAACUCGAUGCUACCCGGGAAGAGAAGCUUGCGAUUCUCGCAGCGGACUUGGUAAAGCCCACCAAAGAGGCUUCUCCUAAAACGAUUGUAAGGUAUCUCGACUUCCUCCCAAAAGACAAGGUCUUCAUCGUCGAGAGACUUUCCAUGCAGGGAUUAUGGCGAUCCGCGAGAGGUACUACACAAGACCAUAUAGUCCUCAACGUAGCUUGGGACCUCCUCCUUGCCCUCGCCUACCUCCACGCAACAGGGACUGCACACGGAGACGUUCGCCUCCAUAACGUAUUCCCCUUCCCCUCAGAAGACUCGUCGCGCGUUCGCUUCAAGCUCUCCGGACACGGCCUCGUUCCAGAAGUCCUGAGCCACAACUUACGCAACGACUGCUACACGGCCCCUGAGCUACGCUGUCCAGGCAAGUAUUACGGCUUCAGCGCCAACACAAAGCCGACGUUCGAAUCCGACAUUUGGAUGCUGGGCAUGGCCCUCUGGCACUGUCACCGAUUCGGCGUUUACUACGACGGCCGCGGAUCCGCGAGGGAACGGUGGGAAUCGGAUAGGCUGAUCCAGCCUGACCUGACCGAUGGCGCAAAAUUGGGCAUUCACCCACUGGCUCCCCGGGGCCGUGGCUGUGAGCCUUCGCCUCACCGAUUCGUCGAGGACCUGCUUCAUAAGAUGCUCACUCCAGAUCCUAAGCGGCGAUGGACUGCUGCGGACUUGCUGGAGCAGAUGAAGAUGCAGAAGAAUUACACGCCCGCGGAAGGUGAUAUGAAGCGGGACCUGGCCGAUCUUCAGGCCGCUCUGAAAGGUGAGAAAUAUGACACGUUUAGAAGGAUGGCGGCCACGUUGAGAGAGGCUUCGCGCAGAUCUUGGACGAGGUUGGGAGGAUGGAUGUUCUUGCUCGCUUUCUUCUUGGUAAUCCUGUGA
Molecule: messenger RNA, 1092 nt
Organism: Colletotrichum lupini
Lineage: Eukaryota; Fungi; Ascomycota; Sordariomycetes; Glomerellales; Glomerellaceae
Exons: 2
Coding region: 1-1092 (363 amino acids)
Biological process (GO): protein phosphorylation; intracellular signal transduction
Molecular function (GO): ATP binding; protein serine/threonine kinase activity
Source: RefSeq, a predicted model, not a curated record